Molecule: messenger RNA, 768 nt
Organism: Botrytis deweyae
Lineage: Eukaryota; Fungi; Ascomycota; Leotiomycetes; Helotiales; Sclerotiniaceae
Exons: 3
Coding region: 1-768 (255 amino acids)
Biological process (GO): (1->6)-beta-D-glucan biosynthetic process; cell wall biogenesis; fungal-type cell wall organization
Cellular component (GO): extracellular region
Source: RefSeq, a predicted model, not a curated record
AUGCGCUUCUCCCAAGCUUUAGUCCUUCUGGCAUAUGCUCCAUUCGCAAUUGCAUAUCCGACAUUCUCAGCACCCGCAGCCGCAGCGGUAGAAACAGCUGCAACUCCAUUUACUGUUACGUGGGCAGAUAACGGAGAUGCUCCAGCGAUAGCUGAUAUUACCACCUAUCAACUAGAUGUCUGCGCAGGUAGUUCGGCUGCGGAUCUCGAAGUGAUAUACCCCGUAACUGCUUCCGCUACCUUGGGGUCAACUGUUUCGACUAGUGUUACUGUACCAGCGGCCAGGGGGUCAUCGUUGACCAAUGCCUACUUCAUGAGAAUGAUAGCAACCACAGCGUCAGGGACUGUUAUAGUAUAUUCGAAUAGGUUCUCUAUUAGCGGCAUGACGGGGACUUUUGGAGCCGUGUACACAAUCACUGGCACCGCUGGACCAGCAACUGUCAAUAAUGUGGCAGACACGGCAGUCGCAUCAUCAUCAGGAACUGCGGACGAGGGUGUUUAUGGAAUCCCAUACCAAUCACAAACUGGUCUUACAAGAUAUGCCCCAAUGGGUCUGAUGCCUGGUACCACAAUAACGGCCACGAACACAGAACCUCAAUAUCCAAAAUCGGAUGUUGUUCUAGCCACCACGUUUUUAAGCUCAGCAACCAUUGACACAACUUUGACUCAAGCUCAAACAGCUUCCUUUGCAAGUCAUCCUAAUACGGUUGCUGCGGCAUCAAUGCCUACAGAUGAUAUGGCAAAAUUCUUGGCUAGAUGGAAGGAUUGA